Molecule: messenger RNA, 2082 nt
Organism: Etheostoma spectabile (orangethroat darter)
Lineage: Eukaryota; Metazoa; Chordata; Actinopteri; Perciformes; Percidae
Gene: trim44
Product: tripartite motif containing 44
Exons: 6
Coding region: 285-1400 (371 amino acids)
Molecular function (GO): zinc ion binding
Source: RefSeq, a predicted model, not a curated record
AAAAAAACAGACAGCAGCUCAUGAAAAUAAGGAAGUAAAUGCUGUCGGAUCGAAGCUGGAGCCUGUUUUCUGCUGUAAAGUGAAAGUAGAUCCGUCGACAGCUCAGUGACGUUAAUAUAAUUCAAGGCACAACCGCUGUGCUAAGGGAGUUAGCUGUCCAGCUAAUUGCUUCACUGCCUCCAAAUUAACGUUAUUCCAAAACAUACCUUAGACAGGAAAUCAGAAGGCGAGAGAGACACAUACGAGACGUACAUCUCUUAUCUCCAAAAUUAUUAUCAGCCACCAUGGACCACAAAGGGGAUCCCCAGGAAGGAGCUAUGGGGCAGAAACACGAGGAGCUGCCGCAGAUGGAUGGCUUAUGUGAUGCGUGCGAGCCUGACGAGGCCCAACUGGCCACACAAGUAUGCCACACCUGCAGCUUUGCCUUCUGUUCUCUCCAUGCUGACAAACAUGCCAGUAGCACACAUCACCCCAUCAUGCCUUACAACCCUGAGGGGACAGACGCUAAUGGACUUGGCACCAACAGAUGCUCCAGAGUCGGAGAUGGAGCUGAGGAUGUGGCUGGUGCUGAGAGGGCAGCUAGAAUGGGUGUGAAUCAGGAGAUGGCGCCACUCGGAGUGGCAAUGGCCAAUGGCGAUGAGCGUGGUGACGCUGGGGAAAGAGAAGGAGCCAAGAAUGGUCUACAGUUGGCGGCUGAGCUGGGUGACAGGGCUGAGGGUGCAGAAGCGGGGCAAGAAGUUGUGGCUGCCAGAGAGGCGGGGAAGAGGGACACUGUGACAGUAGAGAGACUGCGCUGCAUGGAGCAUGGACAGGAAGGAUCACUCUACUGUAAACCAGAUGAGAAGAUCAUCUGUGUGGUGUGUGCCGUGCAGGGUGAGCACCGUGAGCAUGAGAUCAUCACCCUGCAUGAGGCCUACGUGUGGCAGAAGAGCAGGCGAGGUUACGACCUGCUGGGCUGUACGCAACAGAUGGGUGAGAAGAUCAAGACCAAGUGGACCAACCCCGAGAUGUCAACAGAGGAGCUGGAGGCGUACGUGAACAGUCAGUUUGACGAGCUCCGCAAACUGGUGCGUCUGGAGGAGAAGAGGACCCUUCAUCUGGUCGACCUCAAAGAGGCGUUCCUGACAGCAUCCGCUGCUGAGAAAAUCGCCGAGAUCUCCGUGGAAACCGAGCGUCUGCAGGAAGAGAUGGCCAACAUCACACACCAGCUGUGCCUGCUGGAGCGGGCUGAGGGGUUGGGUCCGGUUGUGGCAGCACAGGCACUCGCAGCAGCACCAGCCCACAGGGUGCAGCGUGACAUUGAGGCCAGGCCAAGGCUGCCAGAGCCGAGGGCAGAGCCCAUGGACCAACGGGACUUUGACGACAAUAACUCUGGACCAUCCAUGGACCACGCCCCCUAAAACCAGCAGACCAGACCCUGCUACAACCACCUGUCCUUUAAUGUCUGCUUCAGCCAGUCGGCAGCUCUGUUGAGCUGUCAGGCUGGCCCUCUCUCUCUCUCUCUCUCUCUCUCUCUCUCUCUCUCUCUCUCUCCUCUCUCUCUCUCUCUCUCUCUCUCUCUCUCUCUCCUUCUCUCUCUCUCUCUGUCAGCCCUCUCUUUUACCCUCCUCCCCCCCCCCCCCCCCCCCCCUUCCCAGAGCCUGCUGGCAGGGAGCUGACCUUGAAGAGGGCUGCUCUGACAAAUAUGGAUGGCCACGUCUGUUCUGCUCUCAAACUUUUUGAAUUCUUCACUAGCUGCUAACUUUCUUUAAUUGAAGCACACGUUAUGUGCAAUCAAUUACCAAUCAGGCUCAGUUUCCACAGCCAGUCAGAUCCUUGGCUUUACGGGCGAGCCUGGCUGACUCAGAGAGGAGCCUGGGUAGGCAGCUGAGCGCGGAGCAUCUGUUAAGCCCAACAGAUGUCAGAAAUGAGAAAUUCUUUGACGCGGUGUGCUUCACACUUCAUUUAUGUACAAUAUCAUUUAGUUUCUGUCAUUUUGACAAACAUUCUGGACACUACCAGACAGAGAAAGGGAACCUUUUUCCAGAUGCCACAAAUGCCUUACGUCUUCAAGAGAAUAUAUGAUGUUAUAUUUUGAUUGUA